CUAACGGCAAAGAUGGAACUGCCACCAUGCAUCGCCAGGAAUCAUGACCUUCAUUCGUCGAAGCGGCCGUUGAUGGAUUACCGAGCAGGUCAAGCACAGAAGUAUUUUGCACCUGAAGCAAAGCAAGACGAAGAUCGGACACCGCCCGGUCCAUUCACGAUGGGCAGCAAAUUCGCGAUUUAACACGUGCGCAGACAUGUUCAACGCGGCACUUGCGCAGGCACCUACGACGAUGACGUGGAAGUUCACACUCCAGUGGUGCAAUACAUGUAGUGAUACACUACAACCGUGAAUCCAGGCCACGCGGAUCAAUUCAACAAGCUUGCUCGCUUAACUACGGCGGUCCUUCCUAGCGGAAAGCAUAUUUAUUUGCUAUUACAUGUUGGGAGAGAAUACUGCUGGCCGAUAGUCCAGCAAUGCUACGCUGCGGCCGCAGCAGAUACUAACACCGGAACGACUACUCUGUCUCGAACCGAGCUGCUUACAGCACGUUCACGCAGUUCAGGUCGCGGAAGGCCUCAUGCAGACGAGCGAUCAUAGCCUCCUCCGACUUGCGCACCCACACACGCGGGUCGUAGUACUUCUUGUUGGGAGCGUCCGCGCCAUCGGGGUUGCCGAUCUGGCCCUGCAGGUAGUCCUUCUUCUCCUCGUAGAAGUUGCGCAGGCCGUUCCAGUACGCCCACUGCGUGUCCGUGUCGAUGUUCAUCUUGACAACACCGUUGCCCACGGCCGUCUGGAUCUCCUGAGGCGUCGAGCCAGAGCCACCGUGGAACACAAAGAACACGGGC
Messenger RNA from Phytophthora nicotianae INRA-310, 788 nucleotides. RefSeq lists its product as hypothetical. The transcript has 2 exons. The record is from RefSeq and is a predicted model, not a curated record. Lineage: Eukaryota; Oomycota; Peronosporomycetes; Peronosporales; Peronosporaceae. Bases 13 to 183 code for a protein of 56 amino acids.